AUCAUCAGUUUGAUAGUUUUUUUUUUACACACGAUGCAAAAUUUAUUAUUUAUCAUUUAAUGUAACAUUGUGAUGUUUUAUCUUACAUUAAUGGACGUUAUUUCUGUGACUAAGGCACAUCCACAUGAGUAACAGAAGAAGUGUGUCUAGUUUCGCUUCUAUAUCGUGAAUCAGUUUAUCGUAGUGAAUUCGGCACUGAUAUUUUUUGUAAUAACACAGAAGCGCACAAUGAUUUGAAGCGCUCCAAUCAGCCCCUGCUGGUCAAAACUGUGUAAAUGCAACGAGAUUACUUCAUUUGCAAGGAGAACUUUUACAGACCUAUUGCUUUUUUUAUGUGUUCUGUUAUCUUUUUGUAGAUCUAUUUUAGAGUGUUGGCUAUUUAUUUAUUUCAUUUAAGACCAUUAAUUAGCACUCUGACUGACACCCAUUCCAGUGCACUGACUGCCAAACCAGGGAGCUAGAGCUUUACUGUGGAUUUAUAUUUCUUUCUUCUAAUUAUUCUUAAUACUUAAUUAUUAAUUAUUCAUCUUAAACAUGAUAGAGUGUCCAGAGAUGCAGAAAAAACUCCUGGUGAAGCAACUGAUGUCCAUGUGACGAAUAAAAAGAUGGCGUUUAUUAAGGAGGAGAGUGAAGACUUGAAGAUUGAAGAAACAUUCAGAGCGAAACAUGAAGAUACGAAGGAACAAACCGACCUGGUAGCGUUGAAAGAGGAGAGUGCAGUACUCAAUGAAAUGAAAGAGGAAGACCAUGAUUUCAUAACUGAAGAAAAAUCUUUUAGUUGCUCACAGUCUGAAAAUACUUCCUCACAAAAUAUAACUCAAAUGACAAGAACCCUUAAUUCCCACACAAGAGAAGCUUCUGGAGAGAAGCCUUUCAAAUGCCAGCAGUGCGAAAGGAGUUUCCAAUUAAAUAAAUACCUUAAGAAUCACAUGAGAACUCACGCCGAGGACAAGCCUUUCACAUGCUAUCAUUGUGGAAAGAGUUUUUGUCAUAAAGGUAGUCUCAAAACUCACAUGAGAAUUCACACUGGAGAGAAGCCUUACUCAUGCCCACUGUGCAGAAUGAAUUUCACAUAUAAACCAACCUUUAAUGCUCAUAUGAAAAGUCACACUGGAGAGAACCCUUUCACCUGCAAACUGUGUGGGAAGAGCUUCUCACAAAAGGGAAAUCUAAAGUAUCACAUGAGAGUUCACACUGGAGAAAAGCCUUUCAGGUGCCCUAAUUGUGGAAAGAGUUUCAGUUAUAAAGUAAGCCUCAAGUCUCACAUGAGAAUACACACUGGAGAGAAGCCUUACUCAUGCCCACUGUGCAGAAUGAAUUUUACGUACAAGGAGUCCUUUGAUAUCCACUUGAGAGUUCACACUGGAGAAAACCUUUACACCUGCAAACUGUGUGGGAAAAGCUUCUCACAAAAAGGAAAUCUUAAGUAUCACAUGAGAAUCCACACUGGUGAGAAGCCGUUCACAUGUGAUCAGUGUGGUAAGAGUUUCAGAUACAAAGUAUCCUUAAAUAAGCACACCAGGAUUCACUCAAGAGAGAACUGUCCUACAUGUCAUCAGUGUGGAAAGAGUUUCACUGACCAGAAAGACCUUAAGAAUCAUGUAUUAACUCACAUCGGGGAGAAGCCUUUCCUGUGCCACCACUGUGGAAAGAGUUUCACACGUAAAGGAAAUCUCAAGACUCACAUGAUAAUUCACACUGGAGAAAGGCCUUUCAUAUGCCAUCACUGUGGAAAAUGUUUCAGAUUUAAAAUAAAUCUUCAGACUCACUUGAGGCUUCACACCGGAGAGAGGCCUUACACAUGUCUUCAGCGUUAGAACCGUUUCACAAAUCAAAAAGACCUGAAAUGUCAUUUGCAAACUCAUUCUGGAAAGAAACAGCAGUGUUUAGAGUGUGGCAAGAUGUUUGGGAAAUGGAGCAGUUUCAAAAGUCAUCUGCGCAUUCACUCUGGCAAAAGGAGAUUUAAUUGUGAUAAGUGUAAUAAAACAUUUAUUUUCCCAUCACACUUACAGAUACAUAUGAAAAGUCAUGCAGAUGUGAGACUCUAUUUGUGUUAUUUGUGUGGAAAGCAUUUUAAGUGGUUUAGCAAGUUUAAAUUGCACCAGAAAGCAAGUAUCUGUGUGAAAUCAAGGCUACGUUUACGCCAGAGCUGAAUGUAGCCUAAUGCCAGAUAUGAUUUUGUUCGCAUGACCUUUUUAACUGUGGCCCAUAUCAGAAACCAACUUAACAGAUGACACUGCACCAUGUGUUUUAUUGUGUAUCCUUUACUUGUUUAAAUUUUGACUGGAGGUUUUUGUUGUGUCGUACAUAUGAACGCUUGUGGCCCCACCUGAUCAUUUCCUUUGCUGUAGUUUCAAACAUUUAACGGUUGUGUAGACAGCCUCUAAUUUUGGUUUUAUGAAGUAGUUUCUUUAAUAUUUGAUUCAGAAAAAUAUUAGAAAAACUGUGUAGAGCUGUGUAGUGCCACAGUUGCUAUGUUUACAUGCAACCCAGAUAAUAUGUUUAUAAUCAGAUCGAUGGCUCAGUCAGACUCUACUGGAAAGCCUUCAUUCAGUUCAAUUGAGUUUGACUCUGAUUAUUUAUUUAUAAAAAAAAAAAAAAAAAAGCAAAUUUUGCAUGCAUGCAGUAUAAACAAGCUUUUUUUAUUUAUUUGAAAUCAGAUUAGAUUAAUUUGGACUGAUGAAAAUUUGUUCAAUAAAUGUAAAUUUAUAAAUAAAUUGACAAACAAAAUGAAAUAAAAGACAUUGCCCUGUGUUAUUUGAGUUUAAUGAGGAAAUGCACAGAUUUAAUCAAUCUACACUGAGAUGGUAUGCACAUGACGUCACAAUGAGUAGAUGUCACAGCAGCUACAGCCACUAACCUGCAAAAAAGACAGUGGCAGAGUUAAGGUUGUUGCACACUGAGACCGAUUUUUUUUUUUACGAAAGUUUUUUUUCGUAUUUGUCAUUCUAAACAUUUUUCACGCAGAAACCUUGCAUACUGAGUCCGAUGCAUAUUAAUUAAUCCAUUGUGAAAGAAUUCGCAAAACAAUACAAAAUGGAGUCUUCAAGCGUUGAGGAUAAUUUUGAUGUCCUCUCGCUUCUUAAAAAGAGAAAAAGAAAGGAAAUUGGGUCCAUACAUUCCUGAGAUACAGAGAUGAAGGAGAGUUCCCCCUCCUUAUUAAGGAGCAGUGGGAUUAUCCCAGGUGAUUCAAAGUUUACUUCAGGAUGUCAGUGGAUCAGUUUGAUGCUUUGCUAGCGAUACUAGAGCCACAUAAUAAAAAGAAGACCACCAAUUUAUGUGAACUCAGUGUGCAAGGAUCAUCACAGUGCUUUGUGCUGCGAGACGAAGUGGAGCAACUUGACAAUCGCUAUUCUGGAUUUUGGUGUUUGUUUCAACGGUGGCUCUGAAUUGCCAAAACACCUCUUAAAAUGCUUGCUACAGAUGCGAAAAAUGCAGAAAACCGAACCUGAUCCAAAAAUGUUUUGACGGACGAAAGUUUCGGAGACAGUGCUUAAAUGUGAUUGACACAACAUGAGAUCAUAUUUAUUUUUCAACAUGCGAAAAGUCUGGACAGAAAUAAGUGUGCAAUGGCCUUUAGUGUUCAGCAUGAAUGCAGCAAAAACAAAUAGGAUGUUUCAGAUGUUGUUCAACUGACUGUACUAAUAGGAUCAACAGUAUGAGGGUGCUUUCACACCUGCCUCAUUUAGUUUGGAUGAAUCGCACUAGAGUUCGUUGUCCCUCUUGGCGCGGUUCGUUCGCAGAUGUGAAAGCAGCAAUCCCACUCGGGUGCACACCAAAACGGACCAAACAAGUGUACCAAGACCUCCUUGAAGAGGUGGUCUAAGCCUUAUUGCAAACUGACUCUGGAGUGGUUCCCUUAUGGCAAGAAAGCAAUCCAACCCAACGGACCAAAGAACCAAUUGGUAUUAUAAUUCAUAACGGGAAAUAUGGUAUAUAAAAACCAGCAGUCAGUGUCUGAUUCAGUGAGUGAGAAUACUUAUUGCAGUUGAAAACCAAAAAGCAUAUAUCAUAGAGCAUCAUAUUUAAACGUUGUUUAAUUAAUUGCUCUUCUCUGCGCAUUACAAGAAUGCUGUCUGGACGAAGCCUUGAUUCCCGCCGGCUGCAACUGCAGUACAUACAUUUAUUUUGUCACUAA
Molecule: messenger RNA, 4138 nt
Organism: Cyprinus carpio (common carp)
Lineage: Eukaryota; Metazoa; Chordata; Actinopteri; Cypriniformes; Cyprinidae
Cellular component (GO): nucleus
Source: RefSeq, a predicted model, not a curated record